GUAAAACUUGUGACCCACCCCACCUAUAUAUACGCACCAUUUCACAUCUAAGCAAAAAAAAAAAAAAAAAACAAAUCUCACUUCCAUUAUUGCUGUUUCUCUCAUCCGCCAUGGCCACCCUCAUUUUCCCAGCCCAACCUUCCCCAGUUGCUGACGCUGAAGCUCUUAAGAAUGCCUGCAAAGGAUGGGGCACGAACGAGAAGGCGAUUAUCGAAAUCAUAGGACACAGGAAUUGGGUGCAGAGGAAACAGAUCAGGAAAGCAUAUGAGGACCAAUACCAGGAAGAUCUGGUUAAAUGCCUUGAGAAGGAGCUCACAGGCCACUUAGAGAAAGCUGUGUACAGAUGGAUGCUUGAUCCAGAGGACAGGGAUGCAGUGCUGCUACACGUGGCAAUAAAAGAAGGGUCAGUCCCAGACUACCGCGUCAUCAUCGAGCAGUCCUGCAUCUACUCCCCUGAGGAGUUUCUCGCUGUCAAGCGGGCCUACCAGGCCCGCUAUAAGCGGUCUUUUGAAGAGGAUCUGGCCCAGCAAUCUUGUGCAGAGUUCCGCAGGCUUCUGGUUCCUCUUGCGGGCGUGUACAGGUAUGCUGGGCCCGAGAUCGACACGAAAUUGGCCCAUGCCGAGGCCCAGAUCCUUCACAAUGCCAUCAAGAAAAAGGAGUUCAAUCACGAGGAGAUCGUCCGGAUUCUGAGCACAAGGAGCAAGGCUCAGCUCGUUGCCACUUUCAAUCGCUAUAAAGACGAGCACGGUUGCUCAAUCACCAAGCAUUUGAAGGAAGAUUCGGCGAGCAAGUACCAGAACGCGCUGCGUGCCACCAUCCGUUGCGUGACUGAACCCCAGAAGUACUAUGAGAAGGUGGUGCGACAAGCGUUGAGCAAAUCGGGGAGUGACGAGGAUGCGCUGACACGGGUGAUAGUGACGAGGGCGGAGAAGGAUCUGAGGGAGAUAAAGGAGCUGUAUCACAAGAGGAACAGUGUGAGUCUGGAGCAGGCUGUGGCCAAGGAGACUUCUGGGCAUUAUGAGGCUUUUCUCCUGGCUCUCCUGGGAAAGCAAGACUGAGACUGAGAGAGAGAGAGAGAUCAUAAGCUUUUAUAAUGAGUGAAUGUUUGUGUUGUUUAAUUAAGAGUCUGAAUGUUUGUUUGAAGUUUGAAGGUGUCCUUAUAAAACUGUUCUUCUUUCUUUUGUCUUUGUGUGUCAUGUCUUGAACUUUGAGGUUGUUUUCCUUGUGUUUGCUUUAAUGUAAUGAGUUCAGUGUGGUUGCAUCAGUUAUGGAACUUUGUUUAU
Molecule: messenger RNA, 1283 nt
Organism: Cuscuta campestris
Lineage: Eukaryota; Viridiplantae; Streptophyta; Magnoliopsida; Solanales; Convolvulaceae
Source: the annotation of a GenBank genome assembly